Theileria annulata is the source of this 1719-nucleotide messenger RNA. Its product is annotated as calcium-dependent protein kinase, putative. Gene Ontology annotation, biological process: protein autophosphorylation; peptidyl-serine phosphorylation; intracellular signal transduction. Bases 1 to 1719 code for a protein of 572 amino acids. The record is from RefSeq and is a predicted model, not a curated record. Lineage: Eukaryota; Apicomplexa; Aconoidasida; Piroplasmida; Theileriidae. The transcript has a single exon. Gene Ontology annotation, molecular function: ATP binding; calcium-dependent protein serine/threonine kinase activity; calmodulin binding. Gene Ontology annotation, cellular component: cytoplasm; nucleus.
AUGGGUAACUGUUGCCGUCGGAUAGACUCAACAGAUUUUGAUACUCACAAACACGCCAACAAUAAUGUUAACAAAAAAAAUAGAAACAGUUUAAACAACGAAGAGGCAAACUCCACAGUAAACAGAAAUAUUAUCGCUAAUGAGUCGGAAUAUAUCGUUCCUGAUAUCUCCGAUAUUUUUUAUAAAAAUUUGUCAUAUCCUUCCAAAGGGAUUUUUACACUCUAUUUAACCCACCAACUCGAUCAAAACAACACCAAUAACGAUGUAAAUAAUACCCCGAACGGUAUUGACGUACCUUGUAAUAAAGGAGUGUUCAGAAAUGUGUAUAACUACCCUAGAAUACGUGAUAUAGUACUAAGUAAAGAUGUAUGGAGAAGCCGUAUAAUCUAUACCAAUAAGCUUACAAAUGUGUAUACAAUAGGUACAAACGCUAUAGGAUACGGAAUUUGUGGUUCAGUAAAUCACUGUGUUAAUAAGCGAACACAGAAGGUAUACGCCCUCAAGUCUCUUAGCACAUUGGCCAAUUCCAAGAGGAAGAUGACAAGCGUAUUUAACGAGCUGAGCAUAUUCACACAGUUGGACCACCCUAACAUCGCGUUCAUGCAUGAAGCAUAUGAUGAUAAUACAAUCUGCCAUAUUGUUAUGGAAUAUUGUUCAGGUAACGAACUGUACGAUAGACUAGAUACAUAUAAAAGGUUUAGUGAAUCUUACGCUAUCAAAAUGACUUUCCAAAUGCUCCUUACACUUAAUUAUUUACACUCCAACGGGAUCUGUCACCGUGACUUAAAAUUGGAAAACUGGGUUUUUUACAACCAGGAAAUUGACUCCUUAUUGAAGAUGAUCGACUUUGGGUUUGCAAGAGUCUUCGAAAAGGGAAUCCCAAUGGGCGGAAUGCACGGCACUGUAUAUUACGUAGAUCCGGAAGUUAUCGAUGGGUGUUAUAACGAAAAGUGCGACAUCUGGUCCACUGGAGUAAUAGUAUACAUGAUGUUAUCAGGGUCACCGCCAUUCAAUUCAGGAAGUGACAAAGAAAUUCUGUGGAAAAUUAAGAAGGGGAAUUUGAAAUUUGAGGGCGUUAGAUGGAACUCAGUUUCUGAGCUGGGAAAAGAGUUCAUUAGAUUUCUACUAAAUCGCAACGGAAACGAACGCCCGUCAGCUAGAGAAGCUUUAAAGCACCAAUGGCUAGCAAAUGAGUAUAAUAAAUAUUCUAAUUUUACAGUCCCAAAAGAGUUGUUAUAUCAGAUAAUAAGAUAUAGUGGAGAAACCCCGCUUCACCGUGCGGUGAUAGCGCUAAGUGUAAUGGAAUCAGAUCGAAAUUGUCCUAAGGAGGUAUAUCGAUCCUUUUUCUCAAUAAACACAUCGAAAUCAGGGACCAUAUCGUUCAGCGAAUUCUACAAUGUCAUGUCAACACAGUUGUCCCUCUCGGAAGAAGAUUGUACAUUAGUAUUCAGACUCAUAGGGUUCAGAAACACUCCGGAACUAAACUACACAGAGUUCGUCUCCGCAGUGAUAGAACACUAUGGAACCCUAGACAUUAACAUGUUAUCGUUGGUGUAUAAAAAGUUGGACGUGAAUGGCAGAGGAGUGGUGGAUUUGGAGAGUUUUAAGGAGGUUAUCGGUCCAUAUUUUGGAAACGUGAGUUCAGAUGAAAUGUUUAUGUCUACUGAUUUAAAUAAUGAUGGUGUAAUAGAUUUCUCAGAGGUAAGAAGAACCAAAUGA